UAUUCUGGCUAAACCAAUUUUCGUUGAUUGAAAUGGGCAGUAAACUACCCAUCUCCGACGAAUAUGGUCGCUCAAAAAUACCUAGGCUACCGUGGUUGCCGCUUGCAAAUCCAAGAGGAGAGCAUCAACCGUCGCGUUACGUUGAAAGGGCGUACCGCGAAAUGGAAUAUCCGCCACUGAUCGCCAAGAAAUCGCUGACCAAAACUAGGCUGUACAAGGACACAUAUGAAUAUUAUACGCCGAGCGAAACUAUAGGUUCGUGCUUUACCCCUAGUGCGCAGGCGUUUAAAAUUCAAAACUUAACAAACAAAAAGAAAAAACCAACGCCGAACCCCUUCGGACCGGAAGGUAAAUUAUGCUACCCUCCUAGAAAAACGAAAGAACAAAUUGAGGAGGAGGCGAGAGCUGCGGCACGUCACAGAAAGAAGAAGGAGAAAGAUCCCGGAUUUGUAUCGCUAAUGGACCUACUGUCGGGAGAGUACAGGAGAAAAAGGGAACAGAAGGCCAUGGAAAUAUUGCAACGGAAGGAGAGACUUCGACAAAAACGUGAACUGAUGAAAGUUGAUCCGUAUAUUCAGGAGAGGGAAACACUUACCAAGAUGGAAGCUGUUUUACCGGUUCAUCCAGAUGAACAGAAAUUUUGGUUGGUGAGGGAGGUAGAGCUGGAGAUGAAUCGUUUGGUUCGGGUUGAAGAUAUUGAACGCCUCGACUAUUAUUGUACAAGGGGUAUUGAUGUUGAAGUGUUAUCACCUCUCCCUACAAACCUUGUCGAAGAAAUACAGAAAAGAAUUCCGCAAAAAUACCGUUAUCUUUUCAAUUAUUACCGAAUUGUUACCAGUUUUAAUUCUGAAAUAUUAGAGCACUACGAACAGAGUAUGAGGUGGAAUCUUUUACGGUACAUUUUGAAGGAUCGGAUGGAGAGAAAGCGUCUCAACAUACAAACUAUUCCGUACGAAUAUCCGACCUUGAUUAUUCGAGGACCGGCUGUAUGGCAUACAUCGUACGUCAUUGGAAAACAACUACUAGAAAGACACAUUCACAUAGAAAGCCCGGUACUGAUGAGAAUUCGUGACCUGUGGCAAGAAGAGUAUUCGAGCAUGUUAAUUCUUCCAAUAGCUAGACUGUGCGAAGAUGACGGAUUUCCCAUGGACAUCGCAGCAAUGUUGGAAAAAGUUUGCGACAUUUGCGAACAGUCGAGGGACGUUCUAUUAAACCAGUGGUACCCAAAGUGUGCAGAUGUUAUUUUAAAACAUAGGGAUCAUUGGUGUCCGUUCGUGCCAAAAAUCGAAGGGGAUUCUAUGAUGAUGAUUGAAAGUUACUUUGACUGUGUAAAUGCCUUGAUGGGGAUUCAAAUUCGCGAUCUUAUCAGUGUCAGUUUGAAACAUUUCGUUGAAUUUUUACGCCAGUAUAAGGCAGGAAAUUACUACGAUGGAACAUUUUACGAUUUCAUGUUUCUGAAUACACCUGUAAUGAAAGUGUACGCCAAAGUGGUACCUAAUUCAUCACAGAUAUAUCUCGAGCCUACCUUUGAGGAAGUGCGUACGAUGUUACGAACUUGUUUUGUGAAGAUACUGAACGUAAACGCAAAAUUACCACGAAUAGAAAACAUCAUGUUUCCAGAAUUUCAACACAAAGACACAUACUUGUCCUCCGUCUCCGACGGAGAAGGUCCCAUUGCAGAUUUAAUAGAAGAAGGAAUGUCAUAUUUUGAAAUGAACACUUUGGGACCCGAACUAUAUCUAAGCUUUUAUAAACAGUUCCACUAUAUUUUAGAUGGUAAAGCGAAAAAGAUGUUGCACGAGUUUUUGGCAAUGGAUCCACCGCCCAUUAUGAAGGAGUACUGUAAGAGACUUGAAAUCUACGAUGUUCAGAAAGAAGAAUUUAUUAUGUUCAGAAAUUCCAUUCCCUUAAACUUUAUAAGCUUGGAAUGUGGAAUUUUAAAUCAAACGCUAUACGAUCUCAUCGACGAAUUACGAACGCACAUUGUAGAGAUCUUUAUCAAAAGAAAUUUCGCGCGAAACCGCAAAAUAUGCGAUAUGUUUGAUGAAAUGUCACAACGAGUAAGCGAAUCAACGGACACGGUCGCAGCUCUGGUAGAGUUACAAAAUUACGUUAUCGAAUGUCGAGAUGUCACUCUGUUCAAUUUGCGAGAAUCAAUAAGAGAAACCGCCGAAGACGUCUUGUUUCUUAUGAACUACGCUCACUUGUCCUUGGAGGAUAUUCAGUUGAACUGUAGAGUAUUCAUGUGGCCGAAGGAUAUGGAAGUCGUGAUCGACUUGGCAUUUCAAAGGCUUACUUUGAAAAGGGAGCAGGCGGAGGCAAUGCUAAAAAGUCGCCUCGUCCAGUUUGAACAAAAACUGAUCAAGCAUAAGAAGCAGCUGAAUAUGUUUAAGAAGCGGGAUCCGCCAAUUUUGACUAUUGAUGAAAUGACCGAGUGCUUGGAGACGGUUCAAGCGCUGUACGAACGAUUAAAGGUAAAGGGGAAUCAAUCCGCCGACAUGGAUUAUCACAUUACUUUACAGGAGGACAAGUUAGAAGCCGAGCAGAUCAACUUUGAAGAGCAACUUUUAGAUUUGGAGGCAUCUCCAUUUAUGACCGUGCCGGAAAUGUUAGCAACAAUCGAACCGUACGAGAAAUUGUGGCACACUGUCCAUCACUUUCAUGUGGAGUACGAAAAAUGGUUUUACGGGCCCUUCGCCGAUUUGGACGCCGAUGCAAUUGUCGAAGAAGUGGAAGCAAUGUGGCGUACGCUUUACAAAUUAUCAAAGACUUUACAAGAUAAUCCGGGGGCAAAGAGAAUAGCGGAAAUGGUGCGAUCUAAAGUUGAAAAAUUCAAACAGUUUCUUCCGGUCUUGCAAACAGUUUGCAAUAAGGGCUUACGACAGAGGCAUUGGGAUAAGAUCAGCGAAAUUGUCGGUGUGCAAGUGGAGCACUCGAAGGAUUCGUCACUGAACGAAAUGAUCGAGUACGGUCUUACAAAGUACGCAUCUCAAUUGGAAGAGAUUAGCGGUUCGGCCACCAAAGAAUACGCAUUGGAGAAGAGUUUGAUUAAAAUGGUUGAAGAAUGGACCGAUAUUAAAUUCGAAUGCGUUCCAUAUCGGGAAACGGGAGUGUCUAUCCUUUCUGCAGUGGACGAAAUCCAGGUUAUGCUCGAUGAUCAUAUAUUAAAGGCUCAGACAAUGAGAGGCUCGCCAUUUGUAAAGGCAUUUGAAGAUCGCAUGCAGAAGUGGGAGGAUAAAUUGAUAAUGAUGCAAGACAUUAUCGAAGCAUGGUUAAUUUGCCAAGCCACAUGGAUGUAUUUGGAGCCAAUAUUUUGCUCGGAAGAUAUAAUGCGCCAAAUGCCAACGGAGGCGAGAAAUUUCAAGCAAGUCGAUCGAACGUGGAGAGCGAUUCAGGCCAAUACAGUGCAAGAUACUCACGUGCUUGUGGCAACAGACUACAAAAACAUGUUGCCUCUGCUCCGACAGUGCAAUGUACUACUAGAUGAGAUUCAAAAAGGACUCAACGACUAUUUGGAAAAGAAGCGCCUGUAUUUUCCGAGAUUUUUCUUCUUGUCGAACGACGAACUCUUGGAGAUCCUGUCCGAAACGAAGGAUCCGACGCGAGUUCAGCCGCACUUGAAGAAGUGCUUCGAGGGCGUUUACGCUCUCGAUUUUACGGAGGACGACGAAAUCGUCGGAAUGAUUAGCGCGGAGGAGGAGCACGUUAAACUGAGCGGUAAAAUUGUACCUGCCGAGGCCAAGGGAAUGGUCGAGAAGUGGCUGUUAGAAGUUCAGCAGUUAAUGAUACAAUCAAUGAAGGAUAUUACAACAGCUUCACUAAAUAAUUACCAGGUGGCCGAAAGAGUUGAAUGGUUGAUGGCGUGGCCUGGACAGGUAGUUCAGUGUGUAAAUUAUAUCACAUGGACUGCUGAUGUCACCGAAGCAAUCCAGGAGGGACGGCUUGCAAAACAAGUUGAUCGGUGUACCAUUAUCAUAGAGACAUGUGUUAGACUGGUUCAAGGGAAACUCGAUCCUGGAGUGCGUAUUACGGUCGAGUCCCUAAUAGUAAUUGAUGUGCAUGGUAAAGAUAUUGUAGCAUUGCUACGUGACUUGAAAGUACGAACAAUAGGGGAUUUUAACUGGAUAUCGCAGUUGAGAUACUAUUGGUCUCAAGGAUUAGUCAGUGUGUGUAUGAUUACGACGGACGUGGCCUACGGGUUUGAGUAUUUAGGAAAUCAAGCUCGUUUGGUGGUGACCCCUCUGACAGAUCGUUGCUUUAGGACCCUUAUGGGAGCAUUUCGAUUAAAUUUGGGUGGAGCACCCGAAGGACCGGCCGGCACUGGUAAGACUGAAACCUGUAAAGAUUUGGCGAAGGUAGUCGCGAAAAAAUGCGUGGUAUUUAACUGUUCGGACGGUUUGGACUAUAAAGCGCUGGGAAAAUUCUUUAAGGGUUUGGCUCAGUCUGGAUCCUGGGCAUGUUUCGACGAGUUUAAUCGAAUCGAAUUGGAAGUGCUAUCCGUCGUGGCUCAACAGAUUUCCAGCAUACAAAUGGCGGUUGCUGCCCGAGUGGAAAAAUUUGUUUUUGAAGGUACCGAGAUAACGUUGGAUCCGACGUGUACUUGUUUCAUUACAAUGAACCCCGGGUAUGCUGGACGACAAGAAUUGCCGGAUAAUUUGAAGGUGCUGUUCCGAACUGUGGCGAUGAUGGUUCCGGAUUACGCAAUGAUUGGCGAAAUUUCGUUGUACUCGUACGGCUUCGUGAUGGCGUCAAGCUUGGCCCAAAAAAUUGUGCACACCUACAAACUGUGCUCGGAACAAUUAUCAUCUCAGAAUCACUACGAUUACGGAAUGAGAGCCGUCAAAUCUGUUUUAUUGGCAGCGGGCGCUUUAAAGAAGAAUUACCCCGGAUUUCAAGAAUCGCAAUUAGUGUUACGUGCCAUUAUCGAUGUAAAUUUGCCAAAAUUUCUAGCACAAGACGUCCCCCUUUUCGAGGGUAUAUUCUCCGAUUUAUUUCCGGGCGUCGAAGUGCCAAAUUUCGAAAGAGGCGAAUUAAUCGAAUGCCUUGUGAAGGAACUAGAAAAGCGAGUGCUUCAAGGGACCCCCUGGUUUAUUGAGAAAUGCAUUCAAAUUUACGAAAUGAUCUUGGUUAGGCACGGUCUUAUGGUUGUGGGCGAGCCGCUGGCCGGAAAGACCUGCUCCUAUCAGUCUUUGGGCGAAGCCUUGGGCGCGUUAGGUCAAAUUAAGGGAGCCAAAUUGAAAGAGUACAGGGUGAUGUUUCGUAUUAUUAAUCCGAAGGCAAUUUCAAUGGGUCAACUUUACGGCCAGUUUGAUCCGGCCUCGCAUGAGUGGUCAGAUGGCGUUUUAGCCACAACGUUUAGGGACUACGCAUCGUCCAUAACCACAGAUCGCAAAUGGAUUUUGUUUGAUGGUCCCGUAGAUGCAGUGUGGAUAGAAAAUAUGAACACUGUUUUAGAUGACAAUAAAAAGUUAUGUUUAAUGUCUGGGGAAAUAAUCUCGAUGUCUAAUAAAAUGAAUUUGAUAUUCGAGCCAGCCGAUUUAGAACAAGCAUCUCCAGCAACAGUGUCUCGAUGCGGAAUGAUAUAUAUGGAGCCCCGUUUGUUGGGCUGGAUUGCAUUCAAAGAUUCAUACCUUGCAAAACUCGAGAAGACCCUAGUACCCGAGCAGUUGGAAAUAGUACAGGAGAUGAUCGAAUGGUUAAUUCCACCAUGUUUCGAUUUUAUCUUUCAUCAUUGCAAAUACUUUGUGAUUGUUUCAGAUAUGCAUUUAUUUCACUCUUUUUCUCGGCUACUGAGCAGUCUUCUGGUCGAGGAACAACAGAUUAGUACCAUUUGGUUACAGACGGCGAUUGUCUUUUGUAUUGUGUGGGGCUUGGGCUCAACGUUGACGUCUCAAGGACGCAUUUCAUUUGACGUCUUUUUUCGCAAACUAAUCUACGGAGAGGAUAAGAGUCAUCCCAAACCGAAAUCAUUUAAACUACAAAAGAAUCAGCUAUUCCCCGAGCGGUACAUCAUUUUUGACUGGGUUUUCGAUAAGAAAAGCAAUGGUGCAUGGAUCACAUGGACGGAAACCAUGGACAAGGCACUUUCCAUUUCUCCCAAUGCUAAGAUGUCGGAGCUUAUAAUACAAACAAAUGAGUCGCUCUGUCAAAAGUAUUUCCUACGAUUAUGCUUAGCCAAUCAGUUACCUAUCUUGUUUGUCGGUCCAACAGGCACCGGAAAAUCCGCCAUUGUUUUGGAUCACUUGAUAGGACUGCCCAAGGAUAAAUUCUUACCAAACGUUAUCAAUUUUAGCGCGAGAACGUCGUCGGCAAUGACACAAGAAAUUGUAAUGUCAAAGUUGGAUAAGCGGCGAAGAGGGGUCUAUGGUCCGGCGAUGGGUAAAAAAUGUAUUUUAUUUGUUGACGACGUCGGAAUGCCGCAAAAGGAACAGUGGGGAGCGCAACCACCUGUUGAGUUGCUGCGCCAGUUAAUUGAUCACGGGUAUUGGUUUGAAGCGGACACAUCAUCUCUUUAUCUAGUGGACAUUCACUUUGUGGGUGCGAUGGGACCGCCGGGUGGCGGCACAAACAUGGUCACGUCCCGUUUUCUGCGCCAUAUGAACAUCAUAUGCCUGGACACUUUCGGGGACGAGACAUUAUCGAAAAUAUUCAGUACAAUCCUGGAAUGGCACUUUGCUAAGGGCUUUGAGGAUUCAAUUUGUCGUCAAAUUAAAAACAUUGUGAAUGCAACAAUGGAGAUUUACAAAGCCGCAAUGGAAAAGUUUCUACCGACACCUUUGAAAUCCCAUUACACAUUUUCCUUGCGCGAUUUCUCAAGGGUGAUCGGUGGAAUGCUUUUGGUUCCUUCGUCCGUCAUGACCGAUGUUGAUAAACUAAUCCGAUUGUGGAUACACGAAAGUUAUCGAGUGUUUAACGACAGGCUAAUCGAUGAUGGUGACAAGAAAACUUUUUUCGACAUUGUCAAAAACACGAGUUAUAACGUCUACAGGCAACACAUGGAAAAGGUAAUGGCAAUUUGGAUACCGGAAGGCGAGAAGUUAUCUGUCGAUACUGCUCGUAACUUAUUCUUUGGAAACUACAUGAACCCAGAUGCCGAUCCUAAAAUUUAUGAUGAAGUCGCCGAUCUAGAGGAUUUAGUUGAAAAGAUGAAUUUCUACUUGGGAGAAUACAACAUGAUUUCUAGGUCGCCCAUGCAUCUUGUUAUGUUCAAAUUUGCAAUAGAGCAUGUCUCCAGAGUUUCGCGCGUUUUAAUGCAGGAUAAUGGGAACGUGCUUCUGGUUGGUAUUGGAGGUUCCGGCCGACAUUCCGCGGUUAAAUUGGCGGCUGCGAUGGCGGAAUACAAUUUAUUUGAGAUUGAAAUAUCUAAGACUUACGGUGUUUCCGAAUGGAGAGACGAUUUAAAAAAAUUACUGUUGAAAGCCGGCGGAGAGGGGAAGCCCAUCAUUUUCUUGUUUGCCGACACGCAGAUUAAACAGGAGGCGUUUACGGAGGACAUCAAUAUGAUACUCAACACUGGAGAUGUUCCUAACUUGUACGCGGCCGAUGAGAAAGUCGAAAUACUGGAGAAGAUGCAGACGGCCGCCAGAGAAACUGGCAAAAAAGUCGAUAACACACCUUUGGCGUUAUACAAUUUUUUUAUCGAACGGAUUAGAAAUAAUUUGCAUGUCGCGUUGGCUAUGAGUCCCAUUGGUGGCAGUUUUCGUGUGCGGUGCAGAAUGUUCCCGUCACUUAUAAACUGUUGCACCAUUGACUGGUUUAUGAAGUGGCCAGACGAUGCAUUAGAGCGUGUUGCGAAAAUGUUUCUACAACAAACCGACAUUCAGAUGGAGAUGAUAGAGAAGUGUGUUGAAAUUUGUAAACAUUUUCAUACCGCCAUCGAAGUAGCUUCGGAUAAGUUUUACGAGGACUUGCAGCGUCGCACUUAUGUCACACCUACGUCUUACUUAGAAUUGAUACAGACAUUUAAAAGUUUGUACUAUUUAAAAGUAGACCAAAUCACUUUACAAAGAAAUCGAUACGAGACCGGUUUGGACAAGCUUGAUUUUGCAGCCGGUCAAGUUAGCCUCAUGCAGGAAGAACUGCAUGCGCUACAACCUAAACUGGUCGUUGCGUCAGGGGUCACCGAAAAACUUAUGGUAAAAAUCGAGCAAGAUACUAUUGUAGUGGAAAAACAAAAAGAAAUUGUAGGAGCCGACGAGGCACUAGCCAAUGAAGCAGCCGCAGCCGCGCAAGCUAUAAAAGAUGACUGCGAAUCGGAUUUAGCCGAAGCUAUCCCUGCACUGGAAGCCGCAGUUGAAGCCCUAGACACCUUAAAACCCGCAGAUAUUACUCUUGUAAAGUCUAUGAAAAAUCCACCAGCUGGCGUUAAACUCGUCAUGGAAGCUAUAUGUAUCAUGAAGGGUAGUAAAGCGGACAGAAAGCCGGAUCCGACAAGUGGCAAAAUGGUGGAGGACUACUGGGGCCCUUCCGUAAAACUAUUGGCCGACAUGAAAUUCCUGGACAGCCUCAAGACGUACGAUAAAGACAACAUUCCUCCGGCGAUUAUGAAAAGGAUUAGGGAAAAGUACAUACCGGAUCGUGAUUUCGAACCUGCGAAUAUUAGGAACGUUUCGACGGCCUGCGAAGGUUUGUGCAAGUGGGUUCGGGCAUUGGAGGUGUACGAUCGCGUCAUUAAAAUUGUCGCUCCCAAGCAAGAGAAGCUUCGCGGCGCCGAAUCGGAACUGGCGAUGCAAAUGGAAACUCUAAACGCGAAAAGAGCCGAAUUGAAACAAAUCUUAGAUAAGCUGCAAGCGUUAAACGACGAAUUUGCCGCGGAAACAAAGAAAAAAAAGGAUUUGGAGGAUAUGAUUGAACUGUGCUCUCAAAAACUUGUAAGAGCCGAACAAUUAAUUGGCGGUUUAGGUGGCGAAAAAACGCGUUGGUCCGAAACCGCCGCUUAUUUGCAAGGACUCCUCGGGAACGUGAUUGGGGAUGUUAUACUUUCGGCAGGUGUAGUGGCUUAUUUAGGUCCGUUUACUGUUGAUUACAGGACUGCCAUUGUUAAAGAAUGGAACUCCAGUGCAAUAAAGUUAGGAAUACCGUGCGCCACAAAUUUUUCUUUGGUAGUUACACUAGGCGAGCCUGUGAUUAUACGCGCAUGGAAUAUUGCGGGGCUACCCGUCGAUAAUUUUAGUAUCGAAAAUGGAAUAAUUGCCACCAAAUCAAGACGAUGGCCCUUGAUGAUAGAUCCCCAAGGUCAAGCGAAUAAAUGGGUGAAAAAUAUGGAAAAACAAAACAAGAUUCAAAUUAUUAAAUUAACGGACUCCAACUAUGUACGCGUUUUGGAAAACGCUAUAACGUUUGGCACUCCUGUGAUGCUAGAAAACAUUCAGCAAGAAAUAGACGCUGUUCUCGAUCCUGUUCUUGUGAAAAACAUAUUUAAGCAACAAGGUGUCUACUACAUGAAAUUGGGGGACAACGUACUAGAGUACUCGUUUGAUUUCCGUUUUUACAUCACAACACAACUACGAAACCCCCACUACCUGCCAGAGUUAGCUGUUAAGGUCACACUUUUAAAUUUCAUGAUUACACCUCAGGGUCUCCAAGAUCAACUGCUCGGCAUUGUAGUUGCACGUGAGCGUCCGGAACUUGAAGAGAAGAAGAAUGAAAUGAUCAUAGAAAGCGCGACCAACAAAAAACUUCUAAAAGAAAUCGAAGACAAAAUUUUGGAAGUUUUAUCCUCAUCCGAGGGCAACAUUCUGGAAGAUGAGACCGCAAUCAAAAUCUUAUCGUCGAGUAAAGUUCUCUCGGCCGAAAUCCAGGCCAAACAAGAAAUCGCGGCCGUAACCGAAAAAGAAAUUGACGAAGCUCGUAACGGAUACAUUCCGGUUUCGAAGCACUCUUCUGUGCUGUUCUUUUGCAUCACCGAGUUAGCGAAUAUUGAUCCGAUGUACCAAUACUCCUUAAGCUGGUUUAUUAAUUUGUAUAAUCAAUCUAUAACCAACAGUAAAAAGGCGGACAAUCUGGUUGAAAGGAUGGAUAAUUUAAAUUCCUACUUUACCACCAGUAUUUACAGAAAUGUUUGCCGAUCAUUGUUCGAAAAGGAUAAGUUGAUAUUUUCAUUGGUACUGACGGUUGGAAUUUUAAGAUCAAAGGGUUUAAUUGACGAAGAUUGUUGGAAUUUUCUUUUAACGGGAGGCGUUGCAUUAGAUAAUCCCCAUCCUAAUCCGGCUUCGGAAUGGUUGUCCGAUAAAUCAUGGUCAGAGGUGGUGCGCGCGAGUAACUUAAAAAGUCUUGGAGAGUUUCAAAAAUCCGUACAAAAAGAUGUUAAAGCUUGGAAGCAGUUCUACGAUUCGUCUAGCCCUCAGGAUAUUCCGUGUCCGGCGCCGUUAAAUAGACUGACGGACUUACAAAGGCUGGUCAUGAUUAGGUGUAUAAGGCCAGACAAAGUCGUCCCGGCUGUAGCGCAAUAUAUUGUGGACAAUAUGGGCCAAUUGUAUUUGGAGCCACCGCAAUUUAAUAUAGAAGAGUCUUACAACGAUAGUAACUGCUGUACUCCGUUAAUAUUUGUGUUAUCGGCUGGUUCGGACCCCAUGUCCGGGCUUAUGAAAUUUGCAAGCGACCGUGGUUUGCCAAAGUCGAGUGUGAUGUCAGUUUCAUUGGGACAAGGCCAAGGCCCAAUCGCAUCUGGUAUGAUAAAUCGCGCACUUGUCACCGGCCAGUGGGUGGUUUUACAGAAUUGCCAUUUGGCGGAAAGUUGGAUGGGGGAACUCAACAGGAUUUGUGAUGAAUUAAUCAUUCCUGAGAAUACAAAUUCGCAUUUCCGCUUGUGGUUGACAAGUUAUCCAAGCAAGGCGUUUCCUGUUGCAAUUUUACAAAAUGGAGUUAAAAUGACCAAUGAAGCGCCCAAGGGACUUCGACAAAAUCUGCUAAAGUCCUACAGUUCCGAUCCAUUGUGCAAUCCAGACUUCUACAAAAGUUGCCCCAAAUGGCGGGAGUUUCAGAAUAUGUUGUUUGGUUUAUGCUUUUUUCAUGCUCUUAUUCAAGAAAGGCGGAAGUUUGGACCACUAGGAUGGAAUAUUCCAUAUGAAUUUAAUGAAUCCGAUUUGCGUAUAUGUGUUCUACAAUUACAGAUGUUCCUAACUGAAUAUGACGAGGUUCCGUUUGAUGCACUCACAUACUUAACUGGAGAGUGUAAUUACGGCGGACGUGUUACAGAUGAUAAGGAUAGAAGGUUACUAAACUCCUUACUUUCAAUAUUUUACUGUCCCGACAUAAUUACAACCCCCGGGUACAAAUUCUCUGCCCUCGAUUUGUACUAUGUGCCAACCGACACAUCGUGGGAAGGCUGUGUGUCGUAUAUUCGAUCGCUUCCACUUGUACAGCAACCCGAAGUGUACGGAUUACACGAAAAUGCGGACAUUACGAAAGAUAAUCAAGAAACGUUAAUGUUGUUAAAUGGGGUCUUAUUAACGCAAACGCAAAUAACUGCCGGUGGAGGUGGCGGUGUGUCGGAAGGAACAGUAGUCGAGUUAGUCAAAGAGAUAUUGGGAAAAGUUCCCAAUCCGUUUGAUGUUGAGGCAAUUAGUGAAAAAUAUCCAGUGAUGUAUAUGAACUCGAUGAAUACCGUUUUGCGACAGGAACUGAUACGAUUUAAUAGAUUAAUCCUUGUGGUACAACGAACUCUAAGAGACGUAGUAAAAGCAGUAAAAGGGCUCGUCGUGAUGAACAAAGAACUGGAAGAGACGCAUACCUCCCUGGUUAUAGGCAAGGUACCCGCGUCUUGGAUGAGUAAAAGUUAUCCGAGCUUAAAGCCUCUCGGAUCUUACAUCGCAGACUUGAUUGCUAGAUUAAAAUUUUUACAAGACUGGAUUGAUAAUGGACCUCCGCUAGUAUUUUGGCUCUCCGGUUUUUAUUUCACUCAGUCAUUUUUAACGGGAGUUUUGCAAAAUUAUUCGAGAAAGUUGAAAAUUCCCAUUGAUUUCAUACAGUUUGAAUAUUUCACUACUGAAUAUGAAACGACCGUCCGUAAAGCACCAGAUACAGGUGUCUAUAUCAAACAAGUCUUGGAACAAGAAGAAAUCAGUGUGUUUUUCGAUGGUUUAUUCCUGGAAGGUGCAAGAUGGGAUAGAGUCUCAAAAAUGCUCAAAGAAUCCUUUCCGAAGAUACUCUUCGAUGUUGUGCCCAUUAUGUGGCUAAAACCAGGUCUAAAGGCCGAAUUUGUCGAACGUCCCGCUUACAUAUGUCCACUUUACAAGACAAGUGCAAGACGGGGAGUACUCUCUACAACGGGACAUUCUACAAAUUUUGUAAUGUAUACUACAUUUGAUACAGAUUUAUCAUCAACUCAUUGGAUUAACAGAGGAGUAGCCGGUUUGUGUCAAUUGGAUGAUUAGGAUAAUACCUAUAUAUGUACUGUUUACUGUAUUAUGUUUUUGAUUAUUCAGUAAAACUUAUAUCUAGA
Molecule: messenger RNA, 12442 nt
Organism: Photinus pyralis (common eastern firefly)
Lineage: Eukaryota; Metazoa; Arthropoda; Insecta; Coleoptera; Lampyridae
Gene: Dnah3
Product: dynein heavy chain 3, axonemal
Exons: 49
Coding region: 33-12374 (4113 amino acids)
Biological process (GO): microtubule-based movement
Cellular component (GO): dynein complex
Molecular function (GO): ATP hydrolysis activity; minus-end-directed microtubule motor activity; dynein intermediate chain binding
Source: RefSeq, a predicted model, not a curated record